Molecule: messenger RNA, 1452 nt
Organism: Aspergillus vadensis CBS 113365
Lineage: Eukaryota; Fungi; Ascomycota; Eurotiomycetes; Eurotiales; Aspergillaceae
Product: cut8/STS1 family protein
Exons: 2
Coding region: 39-980 (313 amino acids)
Biological process (GO): proteasome localization; nuclear protein quality control by the ubiquitin-proteasome system
Cellular component (GO): nucleus
Source: RefSeq, a predicted model, not a curated record
CUCCCUCUCCCUUUGCCAUCCAGCUGUUUGUGGUCAUCAUGAACAGCUUGGUGGCUACACCACCUGUGCCUCCUCAUCACUUUUACGAAUACUCCCGUCCUUCUCCCUCCCGUCCAAUGUCUACUCCCAUUCACACUCCCAACAACCGCAAACGGAAAGCCGACGAUGAGAAUGAUCACGAUGGUCGAAUGUCAGCGUCACCUACCAACUCUCCCGCCUUGACUCCGAGAACCCUUCCAGUAAACCGAAACAUCAAGCGUGCUCGUCCAAAUGUCAGCGGACGGCCUCUCGCUCUCCCCCGACUGCUGGAGACCCUGGACACAGACGCUCUUCGGGGCAUCCUCCGGACUGUGUGUGAGCGUCAUCCCGGUUUGGUUGAUGAAGUAGUCCACACAGCACCUCGACCCAGUGUGGCAUCUGCCCUUCAAGUCCUUCGACAUUACGAAUCCGCCCUCCAGUCGUCGUUCCCACUCGGUGGCAACUCCGAAUCAGAUUAUGCAUACAAUCGUGUCCGACAACCACUGGGAAAUCUUCUAGAUGCCUUGAGCGACUUCACUCCACACUUCUUACCACCUCACGAGACGCAGUCGUCUGUUUCUUUGAGUUACCUGGAUGGUGCGACCGACAUAAUUCACGCAUUGCCCCGUUGGAGUACACCACAGAACAACCUCGAGCGGGAUUCCGCAUACGACGAGAUCUGCAAGGCUUGGAUUCUGGUGAUUCGGGAGGCAGCUAAGCGUGGAGGGGGAAUUCAGUUACAGUACGGUGGUUGGGAUCAGAAGUUGGCGAAGCACAAUCACAACUCGGGCGGUAAACUGCAGGCAGCCGUCAACGAGCUGGGUUCCAGUUUAGGAUGGAUGCACAGACCGGAUGCCCAAGGUUAUGGAAGCCCAGGCGGCAAUGACCUUGGGUCCAUCCGGGAGCAACUCCUGUCGGGCACAUACGGGCUCGGUACCCCCGUCAAGGUUGGGCCAUGGUGAAUCCGGUCAGCCAUCGACAACCGCAAUCCGCCUUUAUCCUCAUUUCCAACCAUCACAUCAAUUUCGCGACACUCUCACCCGCCCUACAACUUCUAGGGCUCUGUCCGAAUCCUCGACCGUGCACGUCCACGUAUGAUACGAUCACGACUACCUACUGCAUGAACUAGAGUUGAGGGUCAGCUUGGCGUUUACUGUGUGCAAGCAAACAUAUUCUUUUUCGUUUUAUUUUCCUAUUUCCCCUUUUGUGUCAUAUCUCUGGACGCCAACCCCAUGAUUUCUAGAUUGUCAGAUCAAGGCCCAGGAUCCUUCAUUUCGUCCCAAAAUUGCACCAUGAUUCUGCAUUGUCACAGCCGAGCAUGGUACAUUCUUUCAUUCCUUUCUAUCAUCAUUUCCUUCCACUUCAUGUGUUCUUCUUCUGUCUCGGCGAUAUAUACUCGAACCGCCGUGGAAAAAAACCGCUUCAUUCUUUCAG